Messenger RNA from Hemicordylus capensis (graceful crag lizard), 2262 nucleotides. RefSeq names its product zinc finger protein 501-like. Gene Ontology annotation, molecular function: RNA polymerase II cis-regulatory region sequence-specific DNA binding; DNA-binding transcription factor activity. The coding region runs from base 546 to 1892 and encodes 448 amino acids. Gene Ontology annotation, biological process: regulation of transcription by RNA polymerase II. Lineage: Eukaryota; Metazoa; Chordata; Lepidosauria; Squamata; Cordylidae. The transcript has 3 exons. The record is from RefSeq and is a predicted model, not a curated record.
GCCCAAGCAAGCCAGGAAGGAGGAGGCAGCCAGAGUGUUCUCUGCAGCAGAAGACCCCUUGGUGCCCUGCUUAACCCAGACCAGCAUUUGCCAGGGAGAGGAACAAAAGAGACCUCUCAGCGGAGCACCAUAGAGAGAGAAAAAGGCAAGAGGCACACAGUAGGGUUCCCAUUUGGCGGCCACCGUGUGCGGAGCAGCACCGGGAUCGUUUACUUAGAAGAAGACGCUCUGACCCCAAGAAGAAGUAAAUGGUGAGGGCGGGGAGGGGGACACACAGCAGGGCCGGGGAAGUUGUAGAGCAGUUGGCCCCUCCUUAGAAGGCCGAGUCUCGGCAUGAAGUGGUGACGUGUGUACUCCACCCCCUCUCCCCAACCUUCGCCCUUCCCACCCCGGGGCACUGCAAAGCCUGUAAAGAGCGAAGAGUUUCUCCAUUGGGUCUUCAGCCAGCGCGGAGUUGCUGCACGAAGCUGCCUAAAGAAAGAUCCGGAGCUUCUACGCCUCUUUGGGAGGGAGAGUGGCUUUUGCUGGACCACCCCCGCAACCUCAUGACCCAGGGGUCUGGCUCUGAGCAGUUUUCUCUCUUCAUCCCAGCAAGUGAAGGAUGGGAGAGUGAUAAUGAGGGAAAGCCCCAUGGAGGAUUGUUGGGAAGUGCCAGACGUACAAAGGAGAAACAGAGGAUGAAAACUGAAAGGAAACAGAAGAGGAGGAAUGGACCUUCUGCGUCUCAGCAUGGUGACUACCAUGAAAUCACAAUCCAGGAAAAAAUGGAGGAAGAAACAGAAAGAAAUCUGGGUCCUAUUUACCGGAAAUGCUUCACUAUCAAAUCUAGCCUUCCACCUCAGUUGGAAAGGUACACUGGGGAGAAAUCCUAUAAAUCCCUGGAGAGUGAAAAGAGUUCCAGUGCAAGUUCUCAUCCCACUUCACAUGAAAGUAUCCACACAGGGGCCAAAUCAUAUAAAUGCUUGGAAUGUGGAAAGAGCUUCAGAGGGAAAUCAAGUCUUACUGCACAUCAAAAGAUCCACACUGGGGAGAAACCAUAUAAAUGCUUUGAGUGUGGGAAAAGCUACAGGCAGAGUGUAAAACUUACUAUACAUCAAAGAAUCCACACUGGGGAGAAGCCAUAUAAAUGUUUUGAGUGUGGAAAAAGCUUCACUCGAGAAGACUCCCUUACUUCACAUCAAAGUAUCCACACAGGAGAGAAACCAUAUAAAUGCUUGGAGUGUGGAAAAAGCUUCCGCCGAGCAGACUCCCUUUCUUCGCAUCAAAGGAUACACACAGGGGAGAAACCAUAUAAAUGCUUCGAGUGUGGUAAAACCUUCAAAGAUACUGGUAGUAUUUCUAAACACCGAAGAACCCACACUAGAGAGAAACAGUACACAUGCUUGCAAUGUGGAAAGAGCUUCUCUCGGCAUGACUGUCUCAUUAAACAUCAAAGGAUUCACACUGGAGAAAAACCAUAUAAAUGCUUCAAAUGCGGAAAGAGCUUCAUUCGAGCUGAUGGCCUUUCUUUACAUCAAAGGAGUCACACUGGGGAGAAACCCUAUAAAUGCUUGGAAUGUGGAAAGAGUUUCAUUCAAAGCUCCCUCCUCACUUCUCAUCAAAAGAGUCACACAGGGGAAAAACCCUAUAAAUGCUUUGAAUGUGGGAAGAGUUUCAGGGGAGGACCAGCCCUCACUUCUCAUCAAAGGAUUCACACAGGGGAGAAACCCUAUAAAUGCUUGGAGUGUGGAAGGAGCUUCAGGGAUAAGGGAAGUCUUACUAAACAUCAAAGAACGCACACAGGAGAGAAGCCUUAUAAAUGUUUGGAGUGUGGAAAGUGCUUCCGUUGGAGCUCACACCUCACUUCGCAUCACAAGAUUCACACUAGAGAAAAACCAUGUAACAGCUUAUAGUGUGAAAAGAGCUUCUGUCACAGGAAGUCAUUUAUCAAAUAGUCUACUCUAUGACUGAUGUAAAUGAAUCCCAGGAAAAGAGCCACAUUAUUCUGCUCUGACAAAAACAGCAGAGAGAGAGAGAGAGUUUCUCAAAAGUACAUUACAAGCCUCACUUCAUAGAAGAGUUCUCAGUUAUGUGGGGAGCAGCCAUAUCUAUCCUUGGCAUGUGGAAAGAGCUUUGGUGAGAGGCACUCCCUUACACCUCACCAGAUAACCCUUUCCAGUGAUGAAGAUUGUAAUGGAAUUCACUUUAGAAAAGAGCUAUUUUUAAUCUGCUUGCAGCUUAAAAGUUUUAUUUUUAAAAAAUGUAUACACCUUUUGAUUUUGG